This is a messenger RNA of Pteronotus mesoamericanus, 633 nucleotides long. Its product is annotated as CMRF35-like molecule 5. The coding region runs from base 1 to 633 and encodes 210 amino acids. The transcript has 4 exons. NCBI's taxonomy places the organism in Eukaryota, Metazoa, Chordata, Mammalia, Chiroptera, Mormoopidae. The record is from RefSeq and is a predicted model, not a curated record. Gene Ontology annotation, cellular component: plasma membrane. Gene Ontology annotation, molecular function: transmembrane signaling receptor activity.
AUGGGGUUGCUCCCACCUCUGCUCCUGCUCAUCAUCCCAGGCUCAUCAGCUGGCAUCACGGGUCCAGAAGAGGUGCGUGGCCCUGAGGGAGGCUCACUGACCGUGCAGUGUCGCUAUGUCCGAGGGUGGGAGACCUACGUGAAGUACUGGUGUCAAGGAGCUGAUUGGAGUAGCUGCAAGAUCCUUGCUAAAACCACCGGCUCAGAACAGGAGGUGAACAGGGACCAUGUGUCCAUCAGGGACAAUCAGACCAGCCGCACCUUCACCGUGACCAUGGAGAAGCUCAGGAGAGAGGACACACGCACUUACUGGUGUGCGAUUGAGAAAACCGGAGCUGACCUUAACGUCCCAAUAAGAGUGACCGUUGGCCCAGUGUCAACCACCAUGCUUACCACCAACACGUUCACAGUGCCAGUCCCUCCAGAAGCCAGUGCAAGCUCCCCAACUGUGACCAGCUCCCACUCCAAUGGCGGGUCCCUGCUCAGCAGCGUCCACUUCCUGCUCCUGGUCUUCCUGAAGCUGCCCCUGUUCCUGAGCAUGCUCGGGGCUGUCCUCUGGGUGAACAGGCCUCAGAGGGGCUCGGGGGCGGGCGGGCCGCCCCAUUCUGAGAACAGUGGUCCCCAGGGCCAUUGA